Molecule: messenger RNA, 1277 nt
Organism: Syzygium oleosum
Lineage: Eukaryota; Viridiplantae; Streptophyta; Magnoliopsida; Myrtales; Myrtaceae
Product: nudix hydrolase 2
Exons: 9
Coding region: 1-1044 (347 amino acids)
Molecular function (GO): NAD binding; ADP-ribose diphosphatase activity; NADH pyrophosphatase activity
Source: RefSeq, a predicted model, not a curated record
AUGCAAAGAUUUCUCUCCCGACUCCACCCACUCCGCUUCGCGCUCCCCGCCGUCGUCGCUGCGAAUGAUCUCUCCCUUCUUCUUCCCCGGAAUCGCUCCGUCGCUCUCGCACUCGCUCGACGAAUCCCUCUCCCACUUGGAAUUGAAGCUCGACCCAGAGCGGCUGUGCGGAGCGCGGCCAUCGGAUCGAUGUCGGGGUCGGCCGGCUCCAAUUCUCCGGCCGCGGCGGAGGCCGUCGCGAUGGAGAACGAGGUCAAGUUGCUGAGCUCUGUGGAGGACCAUUACGGAGGCGUCAUUGUGGAGAUGAAGGAGGCUAUGGACUCCGCCACCUUCGUCUCCGUGCUCAGAGCCUCCAUUUCGCACUGGAGAGAGCAGGGCAAGAAGGGUGUGUGGAUCAAAUUACCUAUUGAACUCGUGAAUCUCGUAGAAGCUGCUGUCGCGGAAGGAUUUUGGUAUCACCAUGCGGAGCCAAAGUAUCUAAUGCUUGUGUAUUGGAUUCCACAAAGUGCUCAUACCAUUCCAGCAAAUGCGACGCACAGAGUGGGUGUUGGUGUGGUUGCCAUGAAUGAGAAGGACGAGUUGCUCGUUGUUCAAGAGAAGACUGGAUUAUUUAGAGGGACUGGUGUUUGGAAGUUCCCGACGGGUGUUGUUGAUGAGGGAGAAGACAUAUGUGCAGCUGCAGUAAGAGAAGUUAAAGAAGAGACUGGAAUUGAUGCUGAAUUCGUCGAAGUCUUAGGAUUUAGGCAAAGUCAUCAGUCGUUCUUUCAGAAGUCGGACUUAUUUUUUGUCUGCUUGGUGCGACCUUUAUCCUUUGACAUCCAGAAGCAGGAUGUGGAGGUAGAGGCUGUGCAGUGGAUGCCGUUUGAAGAAUACGCAGCGCAGCCAUUCUGCCAAAAAAACGAGCUUGUCAAGUGCAUUAUAGACAUGUGCUCAGCAAAGAAGAACGGGAAGUAUUCUGGAUUCACUCCAGUAACAACAACAUCAACCUUCUCCGAUCAAAAGAACUUCCUGUACUUGGACAGCCAUUUCCGGAGCGGGCAGUAAGUAGUAGCAUGUGACUAUUAUUAGACCUCAGAAAGAUUUUUUCUUACUCAUAGAUGCAAUUCAACAUCGGAGUGGUCAGCACUUACUAUGACUCGAUUCAUUCUAUCGAAACUGCCGUGUUGUAUGACCAGAGACACUGUUACCGCAUCCUUGCAGGAAUUAAUAUGUAGAGCAUGACAGUGUCCCUUACGGGCAUUAAAGCCCUUGACAAAUGAGAUUCAUAUAUUCGAAGA